GCUGAUAGAAGCGUGUGUAAAUUGUGCAGCACAGCUGAUCACUGCAGUUACUAAAUCAAGGAGUUAGAACCUUUUAUUUGCUUGGAUAAAUUCUUGUUGACGUCUCUUAGUAAAAUAACCAUAUCAUUUUUGUAAAAGGAAUUUUUAUCAUAACAAAGUCAAUGAAGCAUUAAUUUGUUUGUAUUCACAACUUAGUUGAAACCGAAAUAUCGCUGCGUUUGAGCCGGUGCUUGUUUUGGGAUUUUGUAAGUUGUUUUGCGGAGAGGUAGUGUUUCCAAACGGCUGUGUUGACGCAUUAUAACUGUCUUCGGUAUAAUGAUGGUUACGAACUAGAGACACAAAAUAACAUAUCCUGUACGAUCCCCUAAAUUUUUAUAUAAAACUGACAGAAAAUUUCGUUCGUUGACCUCUUCUCGAAAUUUAUCUUUUAGAACAGUUUUUUGCGUGCGUACAAGUUUCCAGUAUGAAUGAAUUUGUGACAGUCAAAACGUCUGAAGGUAUAUUAAGAGGAAAAUUGGCGAAAACUUCAUCGGGGAUCAUGUAUUAUAGCUUCCAAGGAAUUCCUUAUGCGAAACCCCCCGUAGGACCGCUGCGUUUCAAGCCACCACAGCCUUUGAGUCAGUGGGAUGGAAUUAAGGAUGCACUGGAAGAAGGAAACAUUUGUUCACAAAUAAAUAUGAAGGGCCAGUACAAAGGAAGUGAAGAUUGCCUGUAUCUGAAUGUGUAUUCUCCAAAGAGUACAUCAAAUGGUAAUGGUUCAAAGGCAGUGAUGGUAUGGAUUCAUGGAGGUGGAUUUACAUUGGGAUCAGGAAACUCUGAUCGUUUUGGACCAGAGUUCUUACUUGAAAAAGAUGUUGUGGUUGUCACAAUCAACUUCAGAUUGGGAGCACUGGGUUUCCUUAGUACACAAGAUUCCAUCAUACCUGGUAACUUAGGUUUGAGGGACCAAAUUGCUGCUCUGCAGUGGAUUAAAAGGAACAUUAAUUACUUCAGUGGUAAUCCAGACAAUGUUACAAUAUUUGGUGAAAGCUCUGGAGGAGCUUCUGUUCAUUACCUUAUAUUGUCACCACUGGCAAAAGAUUUGUUCCAGCGUGCUAUUGCACAAAGUGGCACAGCAUUAAUUCCUGGAUCAUUCAGCAGAUUUUCAAAAGAGAGAACUUUCCGUUUGGGAGAAGUUCUGGGCUGCAAAACUAAUGACUCACAAGUUCUUUUGAAUUUUUUCCUGGAACUCCCCGCGAAGAAACUGAUAGAAGCUCAAAAUAUGGCUUUGUCUGACGAGGAGAAACGGAGAGAUGUACUUUUCCCAUUUGUCCCAUGUGUGGAACCAAAGUUUGCUGGUUACAGUGCAGUACUUCCUGAUGAACCAAAGACCUUGAUAAAAAGAUGUUCAUUUUCUGAAGUUCCUUUCAUUGUUGGUCUGAAUUCACAUGAGGGAAUAGCCUUUGCUAAAGAUGUUAUACAGAAUGUGAGAGUAAGGGAAGAAAUUGAAAAUGACUUCAAAAGGUUGAUACCACUGGAUAUGAAUAUUGAUAAUAGUAGUGAUGUAGCACAUGAAGUUGCCAAAGAAAUCAAAACUUUUUAUUUUGGAGAACAUUCAUUGUAUGAAGAAACUAUUGAACAGUUUGUGAAUCUAAAAACUGAUUUGCGUUAUGCAUAUGCUGCACACGAGACAGUGAGACUUCAUUCAUUCCACAGCUCAGCUCAUGUGUUUUACUACCUAUUUUCUUAUGAAGGUGACCUGAACAGCGUAAAGAAACAAAUGAGAGCAGAACAUUUACCAGGUGCGACUCAUGGAGAUGAACUGAAUUACUUGUUCAGUAAGUUUUCAAAUGGCAAAGAUAUUCAAGCAAAAGAUCAGAAGAUUAUAUCAGAAAUGACCUGUAUGUGGACCAAUUUUGCAAAAACAGGGAAUCCAACACCCAACAAGAGUGAGCAAGUACCAGUAUUGUGGCCACGAUACUCACAUGAAGAUCAGAGUUACAUUUGCAUAGAUUCUGAGCUGUCAAUAAAACAUGGACUAUUUAGUGAACGUAUGGAAUUUUGGACUCAGCUAUACAAAAAGUACUGUAACACAUUAACGUAAUAAAUAAUAUAGUUGAUUAUGCUAAUAUACAAAGAUACCUGUAUAUUCAAUAAAUUAAAAAAAGUAAUUAAAAUGAA
Molecule: messenger RNA, 2160 nt
Organism: Schistocerca cancellata (South American locust)
Lineage: Eukaryota; Metazoa; Arthropoda; Insecta; Orthoptera; Acrididae
Product: venom carboxylesterase-6-like
Exons: 10
Coding region: 464-2083 (539 amino acids)
Source: RefSeq, a predicted model, not a curated record